CGCAGCUACGGCCACCACGGACGCUAUUGUUCCCUGGUGUUAGACGUGCUUUCCCUCCUUUUCAUCUGAAGCGAACAAUAGGAGGAAAGAGCUUUGCUUUCGGUACUCCUCUGGAAGACGGUCAGAGAGCAAAGAAAAAUUCCCUGCCGAGCGUGCAACGGAUCUGGACCCUGGAGCGGCUGCGGGCGGCAUGGGGCUGCCAGCGAGGCGCUCGGCGUCAGGGAGCCGGGGCGCUGCGGGGCCGCGCCGGGGCGUCCUGCAGCUGCUGCUGUCGCCGGUGCUCCUGCUGCUACUGCACCCAGGCGCCUGUGGGGCUGCAGCGCAGGGAGAGGCGGAGGCGCCCACCCCCUAUCUGUGGAAGACGGGUCCAUGGGGUCGAUGCAUGGGAGACGCAUGUGGUCCAGGAGGCAUCCAGACCAGGGCUGUGUGGUGCGCUCACGCGGAAGGCUGGACGACACUGCACACGAACUGUAAGCAGGCCGAGAGGCCCAGUAACCAGCAACAGUGUUUCAAAGUUUGUGACUGGCACAAAGAGUUGUACGACUGGAGGCUGGGACCCUGGAAUCAGUGUCAGCCGGUGAUUUCAAAAAGCCUAGAGAAACCCCUGGAGUGUGUUAAGGGCGAAGAAGGCAUUCAGGUCAGGGAGAUAACGUGCAUCCAGAAAGACAAAGACAUACCUGCAGAGGAUAUCAUCUGUGAGUACUUCGAGCCCAAGCCUCUCCUGGAACAGGCUUGCCUCAUUCCUUGCCAGCAAGAUUGCAUCGUCUCUGAGUUUUCCACGUGGUCAGAAUGCUCCAAGACCUGUGGCAGCGGGCUCCAGCACCGCACACGUCACGUCGUGGCACCGCCCCAGUUCGGAGGUUCUGGCUGUCCAAACCUGACCGAGUUCCAGGUGUGCCAAUCCAGUCCAUGCGAAGCGGAAGAGAGCAUGUACAGCCUGCAAGUGGGGCCCUGGAGCGCGUGCGCAAUGCCACACUCGCGCCAAGCGAGACAGGCGCGGAGACGCGGGAAGAAUAAAGAGCGGGAUAAGGACCGCAAAGGAGUGAAGGACCCCGAGGCCCGUGAACUUAUUAAGAAAAAAAGAAAUAGAAACAGACAAAACAGACAGGAGAACAAAUACUGGGACAUCCAAAUCGGAUAUCAAACCAGGGAGGUCAUGUGCAUUAACAAGACGGGGAAAGCUGCUGAUUUAAGCUUUUGCCAGCAAGAGAAGCUACCAAUGACCUUCCAGUCCUGUGUGAUCGCCAAAGAGUGUCAGGUGUCUGAGUGGUCAGAAUGGAGCCCAUGCUCAAAAACAUGCCAUGAUAUGGCAUCUCCUACGGGCACACGUGUGAGGACACGGGCGAUCAGGCAGUUUCCUAUUGGCAGUGAAAAGGAGUGUCCAGAACUUGAGGAAAAAGAGCCUUGCGUGUCUCAAGGAGAUGGACUUGCCCCCUGUGCCAUGUAUGGCUGGAGAACUACAGAGUGGACAGAGUGCCGGGUGGAUCCCUUGCUCAGUCAGCAAGACAAGAGACGUGGAAACCAGACGGCCCUCUGUGGAGGAGGCGUCCAGACCCGAGAGGUGUACUGUGUGCAAGUCAACGAAAACCUCCUCUCACAUGUAAAUGCCCAGAAGGACAAAGAAGCCUCAAAACCAGUGGACUUGAAAUUAUGUACUGGCCCUAUCCCUAACACUACACAGCUGUGCCACAUUCCUUGUCCAAUUGAAUGUGAAGUUUCACCUUGGUCAGCUUGGGGACCUUGUACUUAUGAAAACUGUAACGACCAGCAAGGUAAAAAAGGCUUCAAACUGAGGAAGAGGCGCAUUACCAAUGAGCCCACUGGAGGUUCUGGAGGGACUGGAAACUGCCCUCACUUACUGGAAGCCAUUCCCUGUGAAGAGCCAUCCUGCUAUGAAUGGAAAGCAGUGAGACUUGGAGACUGUGAACCAGACAAUGAGAAGGAAUGUGGUCCAGGCACUCAAGUCCAAGAGGUUGUGUGCAUCAACAGCGAUGGAGAAGAAGUUGACAGACAGCUGUGCAGAGAUGCCAUCUUCCCCAUCCCUGUGGCCUGUGAUGCUCCAUGCCCAAAGGACUGUGUGCUCAGCACGUGGUCUUCGUGGUCCUCCUGCUCACAUACCUGCUCAGGGAAAACCACAGAAGGAAAACAGAUACGGGCACGGUCCAUUCUGGCCUAUGCAGGUGAAGAAGGUGGAAUCCGCUGUCCUAAUAGCAGUGCUUUGCAAGAAGUCCGUAGCUGUAAUGAGCAUCCUUGUACUGUAUACCACUGGCAAACUGGUCCCUGGGGCCAGUGCAUCGAGGACACCUCAGUAUCGUCCUUCAACACCACUACAAAUUGGAAUGGGGAGGCCUCUUGCUCUGUUGGCAUGCAAACAAGAAAAGUCAUCUGUGUACGAGUCAAUGUGGGCCAAGUGGGACCCAAAAAGUGUCCUGAAAGUCUCCGGCCUGAAACAGUAAGGCCUUGUCUCCUUCCCUGUAGAAAGGAUUGUAUCGUGACCCCAUUUAGUGACUGGACAUCAUGCCCUUCCUCAUGUAAAGAAGGGAACUCUGGAGUCAGAAAGCAAUCUCGGCAUCGGGUCAUCAUUCAACUGCCAGUCAACGGAGGCCGGGACUGCACAGAUCCUCUCUAUGAAGAGAAGGCCUGUGAGGCCCCUCAAGUAUGCCAAAGCUACAGGUGGAAGACUCACAAAUGGCGCAGGUGCCAAUUAGUCCCUUGGAGUGUGCAGCAGGACAGCCCUGGAGCACAAGAAGGUUGUGGGCCUGGACGACAGGCAAGAGCUAUCACUUGUCGAAAGCAAGAUGGAGGACAGGCUGGCAUCCAUGAGUGCUUUCAGUAUGCAGGCCCUGUGCCAGCUCUUACUCAAGCCUGCCAGAUCCCCUGCCAAGAUGACUGUCAAUUUACCAGCUGGUCCAAGUUUUCUUCUUGCAAUGGAGACUGUGGUGCAGUUAGGACCAGAAAGCGUACUAUCGUAGGAAAAAGUAAAAAGAAGGAAAAAUGUAAAAAUUCCCAUUUGUACCCCCUGAUUGAGACUCAGUAUUGUCCUUGUGAUAAAUAUAAUGCCCAACCUGUGGGAAACUGGUCAGACUGUAUUCUACCAGAGGGAAAAGUGGAAGUGUUACUGGGAAUGAAAGUACAAGGAGACAUCAAGGAAUGUGGACAAGGAUAUCGUUACCAAGCAAUGGCAUGCUACGACCAAAAUGGCAGGCUUGUGGAAACAUCCAGAUGUAACAGCCAUGGUUACAUUGAAGAGGCCUGCAUCAUCCCCUGCCCCUCGGACUGCAAGCUCAGUGAGUGGUCCAAUUGGUCCCGCUGCAGUAAAUCAUGUGGGAGUGGCGUGAAGGUUAGAUCUAAAUGGCUGCGUGAAAAACCAUAUAAUGGAGGAAGGCCUUGCCCCAAACUGGACCAUGUCAACCAGGCACAGGUGUAUGAGGUGGUCCCCUGCCACAGUGAUUGCAACCAGUACAUAUGGGUGACAGAGCCGUGGAGCAUCUGCAAAGUGACCUUUGUGAAUAUGCGGGAUAACUGUGGAGAGGGCGUGCAAACCCGGAAAGUGAGAUGUAUGCAGAAUACAGCAGAUGGCCCCUCUGAACAUGUUGAGGAUUAUCUCUGUGACCCAGAAGAGAUGCCCCUGGGCUCUAGAGAAUGCAAAUUACCAUGCCCUGAAGACUGUGUGAUAACCGAAUGGGGUCCUUGGACUCCAUGUGCUUUGCCUUGCAAUCAAAGCAAUUUCCGGCAAAGGUCAGCUGAUCCCAUCAGACAACCUGCUGAUGAAGGAAGAUCCUGCCCUGAUACUGUUGAGAAGGAACCCUGUAACCUGAAUAAAAACUGCUACCACUAUGAUUAUAAUGUAACAGACUGGAGUACAUGUCAGCUGAGUGAGAAGGCAGUUUGUGGAAAUGGCAUUAAAACAAGGAUGCUGGAUUGUGUUCGAAGUGAUGGCAAGUCAGUUGACCUGAAAUACUGUGAGGAGCUUGGUCUGGAAAAGAACUGGCAGAUGAAUACAUCCUGCGUGGUGGAAUGCCCUGUGAACUGUCAGCUUUCUGACUGGUCUCCUUGGUCAGAAUGUUCUCAAACAUGUGGUCUCACAGGAAAAAUGAUCCGAAGACGAACAGUGACCCAGCCCUUUCAGGGUGAUGGAAGACCAUGCCCUUCCCUGAUGGACCAGUCUAAACCUUGCCCAGUGAAGCCCUGUUAUCGGUGGCAAUAUGGCCAAUGGUCUCCAUGCCAAGUGCAGGAGGCCCAAUGUGGAGAAGGGAUGAGAACAAGAAACAUUUCUUGUGUAGUGAGUGAUGGAUCGGCUGAUGAUUUCAGCAAAGUGGUAGAUGAAGAAUUCUGUGCUGACAUUGAACCCAUUAUAGAUGGUAAUAAAAAAAUGAUUCUGGAGGAAACCUGCACCCAGCCCUGUCCAGGAGACUGUUAUCUGAAGGACUGGUCUUCGUGGAGCCUCUGUCAGCUGACCUGUGUGAACAGUGAGGAUCUAGGCUUUGGUGGAAUACAGGUCAGAUCCCGAGCAGUGAUAAUACAAGAACUAGAGAAUCAACAUCUAUGCCCAGAGCAGACCUUAGAAACGAAAUCAUGCAAUGAUGGACAGUGUUAUGAGUACAAGUGGAUGGCUAGUGCUUGGAAGGGCUCUUCUCGGACAGUCUGGUGUCAAAGGUCAGACGGUGUGAAUGUAACAGGAGGCUGCUUGGUGAUGAGCCAGCCUGAUGCUGACAGGUCUUGUAACCCACCGUGUAGUCAACCCCACUCAUACUGUAGUGAGACAAAAACAUGCCAUUGUGAAGAAGGGUACACUGAAGUUAUGUCUUCUAACAGUACACUUGAGCAAUGCACACUAAUCCCCGUGGUGGUGAUUCCCACCAUGGAGGACAAAAGAGGAGAUGUGAAAACCAGUCGGGCAGUACAUCCAACCCAACCUUCCAGUAACCCAACAGGACGGGGAAGGACCUGGUUUCUGCAGCCAUUUGGGCCAGAUGGGCGACUAAAGACCUGGGUUUACGGUGUUGCAGCUGGGGCAUUUGUGUUGCUCAUCUUUAUUGUCUCCAUGAUUUACCUAGCUUGCAAAAAGCCAAAGAAACCUCAAAGAAGGCAAAACAACCGACUGAAACCUUUAACUUUAGCCUAUGAUGGCGAUGCAGACAUGUAACAUAUAACUCUUCCUGGAAACAACCAGUGUAGGCUUUCUGAUUUUGUAUUAGAUAUCCAGAGGCCAUAACAAAAAUAUCCAAACCGUGUGGAAUAAAAUUAGUUUUAACUUUUUAAAAGAUCACCAUAAAGACAAAGACUGAAAGUCGUACUGCCACUGGGAAUAUUCAAGACAGCACCACUUACAUAUAGACCAUCAACCCUGAGAAUCCUGGGAGAUUUAGUUAAAUACAUGCUGCAAAUCUGAGUAUUUUAUGUCAUCAUUUCUGAAGUCUACCAACUGAAUAACCACUUUCAUCUUUUAAAAUUACUGGUGGGACUAGCAGGCUCUGCCUGAUUGAAGACUCUUUGCAAUGUUAACCCAUAACUUUCUAGCAUGAAGAGUUUAUACCAAGAUCUCUACAAUAUUAUAGUCAAGCUUAACAAUGCAUACGCUUAAUUGAAUGAAACACAUUAUUACAUCAGAUUAUGUACUUAAUAAUAAGCAAUUUUAAUGAUGAAUAAGAGAUAAGCUCUAAGCUAGGAAAAAAAUCCAUUGAAUGAAUUUGGUAUCUUGGUGGUUGAUGGUAGCUUCUGUUGACUUGCAUUUCAGAGACCAAGACUCUUUUAUAAAAGACUUCCUUCUUGUCUCUUUCCAAAGUAUGAAUGCUGAACAUCUACUAGUAUCUUAGAAGAAAGAGUCCUCAACUUCAGUAUUUUAUAGUGGUUAUUGUCUGAAAAACUAAUUUGCUCGUGUUAAUACAUUUCUACUUUCUCUAAUUUUCAAACUGGUUGCCUGCAUCUAUUUUGCUAUAUGGAAGGCACAUUUUUGCACUAUAUUAGUGCACCGUGAUAGGCACUUAACCAGUAUUGCCAUAGAAACUGCCUCUUUUCAUAUGGGAUGAAGACAUCUGUGCUAAGAGUGACAUGGAGACUUUUGCAAGUUCUUAUAUCCUGAAGAGAGUAAAGUUCAGUUUGGAUGGCGACAGGAUGGAAUCAGCUCUUACACCCGCUAUCUACACUCUCCCGCAUCACUGCAGCCAUUGUGAAACCAACAACAUGGUAGUAAUUUAAGUGUUAAAAUACCUAACAUAUUAACCCUCUAAAAGAUGGAUCCCCUAGUUGGUUUGUAAUUGUUCUUUGAAGGCUGUUUAUGACUAGAUUUUUAUAUUUAUUAUCUUUGUUAAAAAAAAAAAGAAAAGAAAAGAAAAAAGGAACUGGUUGUCUUUUUAAUUUUGAGCAGAUGGAAAAAGUAAUGUAUUGCUGAUUUUUAUAACUGAAAAAAAAUCGUGUUGAGUUUUGCUUCUCCCUAAUUUGUUUUCCCAAUUUCUGUCUCACAGACAAUAUUUCAGAAUCCAUAGUCUUUUGUUUUUCUUGAUGGUAAAAUCUAAAGCAGUCUUUUAAUACAUGAUUUCAGAGAUGGAAAUUUUAAAAAUAAAAGACUAAGUAUAUUUUCCAGGACUUCAUUAAGUAUUUAGGCAAAGGGUGGCAAACUUUUUCUAUAAAGGGUCGAAUAGAUAGUAAAUGUUUUAAUCGGGAUCUAGGUUGCAAUUUUUCAGCUCUACCAUUGCACUAAUGCAACAUAGUACCCAUGAGGUAAAAGAAUGAACAUGGCUGAUUUUCAGAUAAAAUUUUCUUUACAAAAAGUGCUAGCAGGCCACCUUUGCAGAUCAUGAUAUGCUGACCCCUGGUCUAGAUGUUUUUGAAUGCUAACUCUCCAUUGUAUCAUCUUUUGUUUUCACUUAUUUGCUUUCUGACUGUGAUCAGUGUUUAAUUUAAAUGGUGAAAUUUACAGUUUUUAAAUUUACUACUGUAUUAGAAGUAGCUAUAUUUUUCACAGAUAUAGCCCUGGGAGUGGCACAGUGGAACAAUCUCUAAUUUACCAGAUAUCUUUCAUAUAAAAAAAAAUCAAAAGAUGCCAUUAAAAAGCAAUACUAUUUUUCAAGCAGCAUUUAUUGCAACAGACUUUAGCAGAGGGGAGGACAUCGUGUUUUCAGUUCUUUUAAAAAGUAGUAUAACAAUCCAAAAGACAAACCAAAAAUCUGUUUUAUCUUAAGCAUAGCUGUGUUAAUAUAGAAGUAGAUUGGAUUUUAAGGCAUCUACCUGCAUUCUGGAGUUGGAACUCCCCCUGCUGUUCAUUACAGUAUUUGCAGAUUAUGAAAGAUCAGAUUGGGAUUUCAUUGUCCCCAAAACGAAAUAUCUAUGUAUUUCAAUAAGAACUAUAUGCACUAAACACUAAUUCGUCAUUCAUUAGUCACUGUAUCAGAUAAUGUAAAUCAUUUCAAAGAGAAUAGAUAUUCAGGAAGAUGAAAAUUUUGCUUUAAACCAAGAAUUUAAACAAGGAAAAACAUAAAACCCGUUUCAUCAGUAUUAUUGAAAAGGAAGAAAAUAUAUUAUUUUGAGUCUAAAACUGUGACUGUCAAUGUAAAUACUCAGGGGUCUUCCAGAUAUUCCUCAAGUUAAUCUCUUUGUAAAAAAUUAAAUCCAUUUGUCCAAUACGGUUAAGAAAAAUUCUACUAUAGUUACUUUAGAAACUUAGCUAACAAUAAAAUGUGUGAAAAACCUAACAGUUUUAAAUGUGGAGAAGAACAAAAUAGUAUUCCCACUAAAGCUAUACCUAAGGUAUUAAUUCAGAGGGAAAUAGGUAUUGUCCUACCUAUAUUGUAAGAAGAAAUUGAGUUAAGAGAUACAAAAUUGUAAAAUGUUAUGAAAACACGUGAUGUUUUUAUUCAUAAAGUGAUUACAUUUUACAACAGAAAAGAUUAAGUACAUAUGACCUAUCACUAAGAAACACAUUCAAAGUUCAUUGUUAAGGUAGAUAAAUACUGGAAGGCCUCUUUUUUUGAAAAAAAAAAAAAGGUAGAAAGAAACAAAUAGAGCUAUUUGGCUGUUUUGGACAAAUGGAAGGUUACUAUAGUCAUGUUUAUAACAUGAAAAUGGCCUUAAUUUCAUUCCUGGCAUGAGUCAAUAAUGAGUUAAAUACUUUGCUGGAAUUUCACCAAACCUUUAUUCUUCCUGUUCAUUCUAAGAAUUCAGGAAGGGAAUACAGUAGUAACUUGUCUAUUGACACUUUUUGCCUUACCAAUAUGGUCUGUGAGCCCACAGGAUUUAGAACUGCCAUUCCAUAACUGGGGAGAUCUGCAUGGUUUAAAAAAAAAAUGAAAGAAAAGCAUUGACUCAGUAUUAUAUGAUUUUGUUGGACUGUAUUAUUAGAAACCAUAGGUUACAGAAGUGGAAUAACUGAUCUCUCUUGAAAUGGACUGAUUUUCCUAUUUACCAAUACCGAGUCCAGUCUAUUGACUUUAAUACUUACUUCAAAGCCUUUUUGAGGACACUACAGUGUAACUUAAGCUAAUUGAAAAAGAGUGCAUAAAAGCAUGUUUUUGAUUACUUAUAACAAAGCACAAAUUACUUAUAACAAGACAAAUAGUUACUGAAUUAUUACAUGUAUGACACUCUGCGUGGUACUGUAAAAAAAAAUAGUAAUGGCUUUUGUAUUCAUAGGUACCUAAGACACUCAAAAGAAGGAAAAAAUACUUAAUGAGUGAAGAGAGCAUUUAAACAUUUUGCCCUUUACUCUAGACUUGUCUUUAUAUGUGGUUAGAAUUUUCCAUGUGUAAUAUUAGGAUCUGUUAGGAUCACGCUUGUUAAGAGUUUGAUUCUUUCCUACUCUAUCAUCAGGCAGGUAGCAACAGUCAUUAUAGUUUAACAAAACCCUGUUAAGUUGCUGUACAUUUCAAGAUAACUCACUUCUUGCAAAAAGUAAGUAGUAUCUAUCACAUUUACUUCUAUUCCCUGUAUCCUUUAUCUUUGAUGAUUAUUUUUUCUCUGCCUGAUCUCUCCACUCAACUCUUAUGAAUAGCUAAUCUUGUCUCCUUUCCUCAGAACCAUCUUCCACUACGUACACAUCCAAACUUUUAAUUAAAAAAAUGAAUACCUAUAUUUCCUUCCUAUUGGAAUCAAAGUGUCAGCAUAUGAACAUCUUGAUUUAAGCAGGAUGCCCUGUUCAAAUAAAUUAGUAAAGGAAAAGGAAAGAUGUGAAAAAUAAAAACAAAAAUAAAAACAAAAAAAACAGAUCUUUUCUGUAAAAGUGUCAGUUCCUACACUUAACUUUAGUAUUGCCUGGUAUCCUCUUACUCCUACCUCCAUCUUGAGUCUUUGUUCACUUCCCACCCUACAAAACAAUAAUGGACUGAACCUUUCAGUGCUAUACAGAAAUAAGAGCCUAUUCUGGGCUGACUUGGGAUCUGAAUAGAUUUGCAAGAGCCAUACUUCCCAAAUGGUCUCAGAUCUCACUAUUUAUAAAAGUAUUACCAAGUGAAAAUGUGUUUCUUGUUCUAUUUCCUCUCUACCAUUGGGGAUGUUGAAAGGACAGCAACCCAUGAACAAAUAUGUAAGGGCUCUUGUCAGAGAGUGAUCUUUCAUGGGUCUGCUUUAGACAUGAGAACUACAUCUGCCCAUUCUGAUAACAGGCUCACCUGAUCCUACCC
Molecule: messenger RNA, 9614 nt
Organism: Tupaia belangeri chinensis (Chinese tree shrew)
Lineage: Eukaryota; Metazoa; Chordata; Mammalia; Scandentia; Tupaiidae
Gene: THSD7A
Product: thrombospondin type 1 domain containing 7A
Exons: 28
Coding region: 191-5146 (1651 amino acids)
Biological process (GO): actin cytoskeleton organization
Cellular component (GO): plasma membrane
Source: RefSeq, a predicted model, not a curated record